UUGCCAAACCAACCCAUAAGGCAAUAAUGUAAUCAUAAAUAUCAUAUCUCUGUAUGUUCUAAACCCAACACAUUUGUAAUUCAUAUCACUAAUUUGCUCAGAAAUUAAUGGGUUCUUUUGGAAACACCAAGCCUCAUGCAGUAUGCAUUCCUUAUCCUGCACAAGGUCAUGUUAACCCUCUUAUGCAACUAGCCAAGCUUUUACACUCAACGGGGUUUCACAUAACCUUUGUCAACACUGAAUUUAACCAUACUCGACUAAUCCGCUCGAAAGGACCCGAUUCCGUCAAGGGUCUGCCUGAUUUUCGAUUCGAGACUAUACCCGAUGGGUUGCCGCCACCGUCCGACACUUUUGAUGCAACACAAGAUGUUCCAUCAUUGUGUGAUUCGACAAGAAACACUUGUUUGGAACCAUUUAAAGAACUACUCAGGAAGUUAAACUCGGAAUCGUCAUCGGAAGUGCCUCCGGUUAGCUGCGUAAUCUCCGACGGGGUCAUGAGCUUCGGCAUAAAAGCUGCCGAGGAGUUGAACAUUCCACGGGUUACGUUUUGGACUGCCUCAGCUUGCAGCUACAUGGCGUAUUUGCACUACUGUGAACUGGAAAGAAGAGGAAUCAUGCCAUAUAAAGUUAAAGAUUUUCUGAAUAAUGGCAUAAGUGAAACCCUGAUUGAUUGGAUUCCUGGCAUGACCAACAUUCGACUGAAGGAUAUGCCAACAUUCAUCAACACUUCAAACGAUGAAAUAAUGUAUGAUUUCAUGGGAUCAGAAGCCUGCAACGACUUGAACUCUUCUGCAAUUAUCUUCAACACAUUCGAUGAGUUUGAACAUGAAGUCUUAAAAGCAAUAAUGGCUAACAAGUUCCCUCGCAAAAUUUACACAAUAGGGCCUCUAAACGUGCUCGCGGCACACAUGCCAGAAAAUGAAUCCAAAUCAUUUGCAUCAAGUUUAUGGAAAGAAGACUCGAACUGUCUCGAAUGGCUCAAUAAACAAGAAUCUAACUCUGUCGUAUACGUAAACUACGGGAGCGUAACGACAAUGUCUGAGAAACACUUGAAAGAAUUUGCAUGGGGUCUUGCGAACAGCAAACACCCAUUUUUAUGGAUAAUCAGGAACGAUAUAGUAAAUGGGGAUUCUGCAAUUUUGCCCCAAGAAUUUCUCGACGAGAUAAAGGACCGCGGUUUGCUAGCGAGUUGGUGUCAGCAAGAUCAAGUGCUAGCUCAUCCAUCAGUUGCUGUUUUCUUGACACACUGUGGAUGGAAUUCGACUAUGGAAGCUGUGAGUCAUGGUGUGCCCUUAAUUUGCUGGCCUUUUUUUGCCGAUCAACAGACCAACUGCCGAUAUGCUUGCACUGAGUGGGGAAAUGGUGUGGAGGUGAAUAAUGAUGUGAAGAGAGAUGAGAUUGAAGGUCUUGUCAAGGAGAUGAUGGAAGGAGGUGGUGGAAAGAAAAAGAAGAUGAAGGCAUUAGAGUGGAAAAAAAAAGCAGAAGAAGCUACAAAUAAUGGAGGAUCAUCUUAUAUUAAGUUCAAUAACUUCAUCAAAGAGGCUCUCCAUUCUGAUUUGCAAUUAAUGGAAUAUGGAAAAUAAUUAUAUGAUACAUUAAAACUUAAAUAUCUUUGUAUAAGGUAAAACGUUCUUUUUUUGUUUUGAAUCUAAAUAAAAUAUUCUUA
Mercurialis annua (annual mercury) is the source of this 1666-nucleotide messenger RNA. Its product is annotated as linamarin synthase 2-like. The transcript has 2 exons. The coding region runs from base 108 to 1583 and encodes 491 amino acids. Gene Ontology annotation, molecular function: UDP-glycosyltransferase activity. The record is from RefSeq and is a predicted model, not a curated record. NCBI's taxonomy places the organism in Eukaryota, Viridiplantae, Streptophyta, Magnoliopsida, Malpighiales, Euphorbiaceae.